AUGCAGCCACUCUCCCGUUCUGUGUCACCCAGUCCCAGCCGACUUUCCAUCAGCAGCUUUCAGAACCAUGUGCAGUCACUUGGGCUUGGAGAUCAUAGCUCUAUUCACUUGGCCUCCAGUAACAAGCCGCUUGCACCAACCGGGGCAGCCCAGCGCUACCAGUUUCGAUUUUACUUCGCCAGAGCAAUCGCCAAUACCCUCGGUCCCUUGGCUGUAGUCACAGUCUAUCUGUUCAUCGUUUUCGAGUAUCUCGAACGCGAGGAGCAGAAUGGCGUCAUCCCAAAUAGAGUCGUGAGCGCCAACGCUCUAUUCUUCACAUGGAUCAUCCUUAGCAUCUUCUCGCUGGAAUGGGCCCGCUCAGCUCUCGCUGGCUUCGAGGCCGCAGCGCUCAUGAAGCCGCGACUGGCGCCCAGCAAUGCUUUGCAGUUAAUGUGGCACACGGAUCGAGACUGGGGCCAGAUCGGUGGCUGGUGGAGAGCUAUGCUGUGCACCAUCAAGUACCUAGGCGACAAGACAUCCCGUCGUGGAUACUCUGGGAUCGGGCCCAACCGCACAUGGGACGGUCCGGCCGGCCUGUGGUGGUACCUUGGUUGCAGUAGUUUUCUGUUCUACGCAGCUGUGCCGCUAUCUGGGCUGUCGAUGAACCCAGCCGACUCUCUGGAGCUUGGAAACCAGCCAGUCGUGAUCCUCGGUGCGAAUGAGACCACCUUUGGGUCACGGGCCAAUUCCGAGGUUGCAGACGCGGCCAUGAGUGGAUGGAGGCUUGGAGGUGUCGCUACGCCUGAAACACCUACUGUCUUCUAUGCUCCGGCUGAGAGUCCUAAUGUUAGCGGCCUGUACUAUGAUGAUGCCAUUCAGGCCAUAUAUCAGUACGAUCUCUCUGGUACCUCUAUGAAAUCGCGGAACAUCACCUUCUUCUCCGGCCCUCGUGUAUCAAAUAGAGUCCACGGCGUUGCAUGGGGUCUGCUGACCACCACUUCUUGCACCCCAGUCAACAUCUAUACCGGCCUCGAGCUGAUGAACAUCUCAAGCUACGCGAACUGGUCUAUCCCAGGCAUAACAUCAAGACUAUUUAACGGCAGCGCUCUCCUCACCGGCUCAAGCUCGUACUCCCAAUACGGCAGCUCCCCUGGCGUCUACUUCCAAGACGAUGGGUUCGGCGUCAAUUUCACAUACCUCAUCGCUUCCGAUCACGACAUAAUUGGUCUGGGAAACCCGGACUACAACAACGCCUCCACGCUUCCCAUCAACGGCGCCUUCGAGAUUGCCCUUUGGCAAAGCAACCUCGAAGGCUAUCCGGUCGAUCCAGCUUUCACUAACCUGACUCGCAGUCCCCUCGUCGAGACUUCGGACAACCAGACUGGGUACGGCGUCCGCUGCACGCUCUCCACCGACGUCGGCACCGCACAACUUUCCCCCUCCAGCCACACUUUCAGUGCCUUCACCUCCAAGCCCGCCAAUUUCACGCCUGCACUCAGCGCCACUUUCGCAGCCGCGGUACCGCUCUUUGAGUACGCCGGCGGCUACGCGCUGCAGACCGUAAUUCUCUCUGCUCUGACGGGAAUCGUGCCAGGCUAUAUCGGCGCACCUUCUUGCUUGCCCAAGAAUAUCUCGCCCAGCGUUGACACCACCUGCAACGUCUUCUACAGCGCCAAUCUGGCGACGGGUGGCAACCCUGUGCAGCAGACCGUCGAUUCAGGCGCCGUGUUGAUGCGUCAGCCUACCAUCCCGCCUGAACGCCUUACCCUCGCCAUGUAUAAGAUGGUGGGUGAGGCGGCUGCCAGCGUUAUGGCCGUAGGUGCCGGGGAGUGGCAGGGUGACCUGCGCGGUCUCCGGCCAGCCAGUGAUUUGCAGGUAGGCUUCGUGCCGUGGCAGGUUGUGGUCGCGAUGUUGGGCUUGUGGGCCGUGCUCACCGUGGUGCCGCAGUUGUGGGUGUUUGGCGAGCGCAGAUGGGCAGCUACGCUGACAGGUGAGGAACUGGUGAGAUUUGGUGUGCAACUGGGCCGCCAGGGAAGAGACGUGGGUGAGGCCUGGAGAGAGGUACCUGGCUUGGUGGGUGACCUGAGACCGCAGGAGGAGGUGGGUGAGGUGGGCUUUAGUCGAUAUCGGGCGAAAGCUAGGGGAAGGGAGUAUGUGACAAGUAUGGAGCGGGAUUGCUAG
Cyphellophora europaea CBS 101466 is the source of this 2160-nucleotide messenger RNA. RefSeq lists its product as uncharacterized. The record is from RefSeq and is a predicted model, not a curated record. Bases 1 to 2160 code for a protein of 719 amino acids. NCBI's taxonomy places the organism in Eukaryota, Fungi, Ascomycota, Eurotiomycetes, Chaetothyriales, Cyphellophoraceae. The transcript has 2 exons.